Messenger RNA from Aspergillus lentulus, 1071 nucleotides. Lineage: Eukaryota; Fungi; Ascomycota; Eurotiomycetes; Eurotiales; Aspergillaceae. The record is from RefSeq and is a predicted model, not a curated record.
AUGCAAAUCCCACAGACUCAGACUGUAGCUCUUGUCUCCGAACUUGGAGGCAAGGUGGAAUUUGACGAUAACUAUCCCGUUCCUGUCCCGGGUCAGAACGAGGUGCUGGCAAAGGUCCUCUACACCGGUGUUUGUCAGAGUGACCUCCACACCAAGAAUGGAACUGCAGCCGGUGCCGAUGGAAACCCCAUCACCAACAUCAAGCGUCCUCACGUCGGUGGACACGAAGGAGUCGGUCGGAUUGUGGCGCUGGGGCAUGGUUGCGGACCUGACUUGAAGGUUGGAGGCCUAGUAGGGAUUCGCUUCGCCAGCCGUAUCUGCCGACGAUGCGAGUACUGCCUCGCCGGGACUGAACAGUACUGCGUCAAAAGCACCAACCAUCUGCACCACGAGGAUGGCAGCUUCCAAAUGUACAUUGCUCUCGACGCGGACUAUCUAACGAUCCUGCCGGACGACAUCGACCCGAAAGUCAUUGGGCCAGUUUUAUGCGCUGGGGUGACGGCUUACAAGGCCGUUCUCAACGCCAACAUCAGAGCGGGAAACUGGCUCGUUGUAGUAGGUGCUGGAGGUGGCCUCGGACACCUCGCGGUUCAAUACGCAAAAGCCCAUGGCGCGCUGGUCAUCGGAGUCGACGCUGGUGAUAAACGAGACUUCGUUCUCGGACUUGGUGCUGUCGAGUUCAUCGACUUCAAAUCUACCGACCCUGUGCAGCGUGUUCACGAAAUCACUGGACUGGGGGCACACGCCGUAGUUGUGACGGCUGGCAACGCAAAAGCUUUUGCCCAUGCAUGCGACAUGCUGCGCGUCGGUGGCACCCUGAGCUGCGUUGGCAUUCCCCCAGGGCGUCCUGUGCUGGAGACCCCCAUCUGCACCAUCGUCAUCAAAGGCCUCAGGAUCACUGGCAAUCUGGUUGGCUCGCUGAAAGAAUGUAUGGAAGCGGUAGACUUGGUCCGUCGAGGAAUGGUCAAACCGGAAAUCCGAGUACGGCCAUUCAGGGAUCUGCCUCAGGUGUACGAGGAAAUGGAGAAAGGUGAUAUUUCAGGAAGAAUCGUCCUCCAAAUUGCAGAGUGA